Messenger RNA from Lineus longissimus, 1061 nucleotides. Its product is annotated as cilia- and flagella-associated protein 119-like. The transcript has 8 exons. The record is from RefSeq and is a predicted model, not a curated record. Lineage: Eukaryota; Metazoa; Nemertea; Pilidiophora; Heteronemertea; Lineidae. The coding region runs from base 144 to 998 and encodes 284 amino acids.
CAAUGUACACGGUUUUCAUGGUUUUGUGGAGCUUCUCAAAAGCCAUUGAUUAAAUUCGUCCUUUUUAGUCGGCUUUUGGUGAAUUUAUGACAAAUAUCUAGAGACAGAAUCGUUCAGCCAGAUCUAUAGAUUAUACAGCAGAAAUGAAAAUAAGUGAACCCCCUCAGAUUGCGCAGCCUCAAGACCACAAGGCAAAAAUCUGUCUUUGGGCUGAUCUAACAGUUAGUGAUCUUGAUGAACUUGAAGAAUCAUGGAUUUCUCCCGAAAGAGUGAAGCAGGCUCUGAGUCGAAUUUUCAACCUUGAAAACGGUGAUGAUCUCAAGACUGGUAUAUUGCUUGACCUUUAUUUCUACACUCUCCAGUUCGCAAAGGAAAACAAGUUCUCAAAGGAGCAGACGUCAGCUUUAUUUUCCAUGGUGAAACAAACCCAUGAGAUAUGUGUUGAAACCCCAUUUGAAAAUGUCAUGCAGUGUUUCCAGCAUUUUAGAGAGCAAGUUUUAUGCCAUGCAGUCAAGAGACCACCUUACAGUAUUGACCUGUUUGGCCCAGAGGAAGUGAGAAAGAUUACGGAAUACGUCAUCAACACAUAUUUCCGUCAUUACAAAAUGUACAAGUAUGCCUUUACACCAUUAGUGCGGCUGGACUUGACCAUGAAUUAUACUGGAAUGCCUCCAACACCACCACAAUCGAUAGCUGGUGACGAAGGGGACCAGGCUCUAGGUGAAGGUGAAGAUGGCAAGACGGAGGGUGGAGAGGAUGGAGUCAGGGAACAGGAAGGGGAGAAACAGCCAGAGGAAGAAGAGUCUCCUGCUGCCAAGGAACUGCGUGCCAUGAUCAAGACCCAUCUGGAGGAAGAAGUCAAGAAGUUACGGCUAUCCAUGGAUGAACAGUUGAAAGAGUCUGAGGAGGUCAUCAACAAGAAGUUGGCUGCAGUUGAGGGAACAAAGACACCAGCUGGGAAAGGUGGAAGGAAUUCAGGGAAGGGAAAGAAGAAAUAGAGGAAGAACUUUUUUAGUGUUAAGGAUUGAAUAUGAUCGGUGUUAUAAAAAUGGGGGGGGGGG